CGGUAAAAGGAAAAAAGUAAAGAAGAAAGUGACAGUGGAUGAACAGAAGAAGAAGAAGAAAAGGGUUUUGUGUGUGUCGAAGUGGAUAGUUCCUUCCUUCAAUUAAUCUCCGAUCCGAAACCGAAUGGGGAUUCUGUACGCGCUGGUUGGUCGUGGAUCGGUGGUGCUGGCGGAGUUCAGCGGCACCACCACCAACGCCAGCGCAAUCGCGCGUCAGAUCCUUGAAAAAAUCCCCGGCAACAACGACACGCACGUUUCUUACUCUCAGGAUCGCUACAUCUUCCAUGUUAAACGCACCGAUGGACUCACCGUUCUCUGCAUGGCCGACGACACCGCCGGAAGGCGAAUUCCUUUUGCGUUUCUUGAGGAUAUUCAUCAGAAGUUCGUGCGGACUUACGGACGCGCCGUUCACUCCGCUCAGCCUUACGGGAUGAACGAGGAGUUCUCUAGGGUUUUGAGUCAGCAAAUGGAGUAUUACUCCAGUGAUCCUAACGCCGAUAGGAUCAAUCGUCUCAAAGGUGAAAUGUCUCAGGUACGGAAUGUCAUGAUAGAAAAUAUUGACAAAGUUUUAGAUAGAGGUGAUCGGUUGGAAUUGCUGGUCGAUAAAACUGCUAAUAUGCAAGGAAACACAUUUCGCUUCAGGAAACAAGCUCGUCGCUUCAGAAGCACUGUUUGGUGGAGAAAUGUCAAGCUUACGAUUGCACUUAUAGUCGUCCUACUAGUGAUAGUUUAUGUUGUAUUGGCAUUUGUUUGCCAUGGGCCUGCGCUACCAUCUUGUUUUUAAGUGAAGGAUUGGCAAGUGAAUUUUAUGUGUGCUUUCUUGUCUUCUUCAGCUUGCAGAGGUCACUUCUUUUUUAUCUGCCAUUGUUAUGCAGACUCCCAUUUCUUCAACUUAAUUUCUGGGUUGUCCACUUUUGUGCUAGUAAAUUUCUUGUAAUAGAUUCAAGUGUUUUGGGUUGUAUUUUUCAUUAUGAGACUUGAGGGGCAAAAAAAAAACUAUUGUAUCAUGUUAUUUAUUGUAUUCUCCUACCAGCCCAAAGAUUUGGAUUGAACCAGAAAAUGGCUGAGAUUUUGAUUGAUGUAUAGUGUUGCAGCGUGAGGUUGUCAACGUGUCAUGGAUGUUCUCUUGUUCAAGAGGGAGAAGGGUAAACCUUAAAUUCCAUUUGUCCCUUCAUAGCUUAGUGAAGGGAGAUUUUAUACUGCUCGGCCAGGUUCUCUUGUCCAGUUGAUGCAUGUGAACCGCAUAAGCUUAAUGUAUAUAUUCUUAAAUUUAUCUUUUUCUGUUUUAACCUUUUUUAUGCGUCAAGUGUUAACUGUGAAGUAUUAAGGUUCGUGACUUUGUUUUCUCUUCGGGUUGGUGAUUCUGAAAUGGUCCAAAGAAAAGUGAUUGUGAUGUGA
Molecule: messenger RNA, 1398 nt
Organism: Glycine soja
Lineage: Eukaryota; Viridiplantae; Streptophyta; Magnoliopsida; Fabales; Fabaceae
Product: vesicle-associated membrane protein 711
Exons: 4
Coding region: 125-784 (219 amino acids)
Biological process (GO): vesicle-mediated transport
Cellular component (GO): membrane
Source: RefSeq, a predicted model, not a curated record